AUGUAUUUAUCAAAUCAUAAUACAUUGAAAUGUUUAACUUCGAUUCAAUCAAAACUCGGAAAAUUAAUCACUCGAACCUUAUUUAAUCCUUUUCAAGCGAAACCGAUUGUAGCAGCGAAAGAUGCUCACUCGAAUUUAUUAACAGACAGCGAGCAUGUUUUUGAAGUUCAACAUCAUACUGUAAAGCCAAAAUCAAUGAAUGAAUAUGAAUUAGUUUUCAAUGACUACACAUCAGAAUUACUGAAAAAACAUGGCUCAACUGGUCUCGUUCAUACUGGAUCAUGGAGAGUACAUAUAGGCAAUGUACGAAAUCAAUAUGUACAUAUAUGGAUGUAUAAAAAUUUUUCUCAUCUGGAUGAAUUUGUUGAUUAUUCAAAACAAAGUUUAACUUCAAAUAAAUUAAAUGAACAUAUUAUUCAACAUUCAAAUCAAAUUUGUCUUUCAUUUUCUUAUUUCGGAAUUCCUCAACCAAAAUCAAAAUCCGAUGAUCAAUCCAAUCCAAAUAUCUAUGAAAUGCGUUCAUAUUGGCUUAAACCAGGUACAUUAAUUGAAUGGGGUAAUCUAUGGCAUAAAGGUGUUCAAUAUCGACCUGAUGCUAAAGUUCUUGGUGUUUUUUCACAAAUCGGUGAACUCUAUAAUGUUCAUCAUAUGUGGUCGUAUAAAAAUUUUCAACAUAGGAAACAAAUGCGUACUAAUGCAUGGGCUAAACCCGGUUGGUCUGAAAAUGUCGAAUAUACGGUUCCAUUAAUUCGUAAAAUGGAAUCAAAAAUACUUGUACCCUUACAAAAUUCACCAAUGCAAUGA
Messenger RNA from Rotaria socialis, 804 nucleotides. NCBI's taxonomy places the organism in Eukaryota, Metazoa, Rotifera, Eurotatoria, Philodinida, Philodinidae. The record is from the annotation of a GenBank genome assembly.